GUAGAAUUCCUGUAUUAAUGAAGAUCAUGUGACCGUAUUGAGAUGCAUCAUAGGGAUAAUAACGAUACUUUAAAUAAUUUCAUCGAAACCAACUUUUCACUAUAUCCUUUACAUAUGGCUGACAAAGAGCAUAAAGGUAUGGAAGAAUCUACAGACAAAGUUGAAGGUAAGGAUGAAGAUAAAGCUGAAGUGACCGUUGAUGUAACGAACAAUGAGGUAAAAUUCAAGAACGCUCCUAUGGGAACUGAUGUUGAUACAGGGAAAGAAGUGUGUCACAACUGUGCUAGGUCACAGGAAAGCAUGGCAAGAGUUAUGAACGAGACCUUAGAUGAAUCGCGCAAGCUUGAAAGCAAAAUAAAAGAAUUAACUGCUCAGAAGAAACUUGCAGAAGAAAAAUAUAUUCAGAUACAGCAAAUGUCUGAUGAAAUUACAGCAAGUAUGGCGGAUGUGUUCAACAAUAAAUUAGAGCUAGAAAAUCUUAAUGAUAAAUUUUCUAACACUAAAGUGGCAAAGCGUUUUGAAAGUUUGUACAACAGCGACAAUAAAUGGCCGUCACUAACAGAAUGGUUAUUGGAAACUAUCGAGGGAAUCGAUGAACUAAGCAUGAUCAAACACUUGUCAUCACUUAUGAAAAAAGCCUAUGAAACAUGUAUCAAAAUUUCUGACAAUGAAAUAAGAGUUUUUCUUGCUCUUGAAGAUGACGAACCACUUCCGUCAUCGCGAGAGAACCCUCUUCUGUAUAAAGUUAAAAGAAACCAUGGACGUACAGAAAAACGAAGAAAUGCUAUCAAAAAGAGUGUUUGGGAAAUUGUAUCAAAAGAAGACAGCAUGUGUGUAUUACUCCACGAAAAACAGAGUGAAACAAUGGAGGAGGGCGAAGCCAAACUUAAAGAUUUCUUUAACGAAUUCAUAGAUAUCUGCUGGCUAUCAGCAAUUUCUCAACCGAAACUCAUCCUGAAUUUUAAUGUCAUCGACGAACUGUACGAAGGAAGUAUACGUGACCGAUUUACGCAAUACGCUUGCCAAGAUACCGUAAAAGACAUGUCAAGGGUCAAAAACACUAUAAUCGAGGUUGUGUGGCCAAGCGUUGAGCUAGAAGAUGGGUCAGGAAUUCAUACUAAAGGCGAUGUUAUUGUAGUCGAAGAGGGGACAGAUGAGAUGAAUACGAAAGGGAAAGAAACAAAUCAGAAUGAGCAAGCAAAGGAAAUGAGUCAGAAAAAUAUAGAUAAGAAGGGAACAAGUGAAAAACGAGCAAUUCGAGAUAAGACAAAUGAGAAAGGAGCUAGUGGGGCAAAAGUGGAGGGAACAUGUCAGAAACAAGCUAAUGAACUCGGUACAAAUGGGGAGGAAACUUGUGAGCAGGUAACUAAUGAAGGUGAGGCAAUUGGGGAAGAAACAUGCAAGAAGGAAACUAGUGAGGAGGUUACAGAUGAGGAGGGAACGUCUGUGAAAGGACCUAACGAAGAUGGGGAAAAUGGUGAAAAUAUAUGCGAGAAAGGAACUAUUGAAGAUGGGGCAAAUAGGGAAAUAACAUGCGGGAAUGGAAUUUGUGAGAAGGGUACAAAAAAAGAUGGAACUUGUGAGAAAGAAACUAAUGACGAAGGGACAAAUGGGAAGGCAACUUGUGAAAGGAACUAGUGAUGAGGUGAACGUACAAGAAAGGAGUUAAUAAAGAGGGUUAAGAUUGGGGACAUAUAUUGUCGAACUGUUAUGUAUGAUUUAAAGAUUUGGUUUUUUAUGUUCGUUCGUUUGUUUGUUUGUUUGUUUGUUCGUUCGUUCGUUCGUUCGUUCGUUCGUUCGUUCGUUUGUUAUAUCCAAUUUAUAAAUAAGGCUGAAAGAUGAUAUUAAAGUGUUGUCAUUGUUGUUGCUGGUGUUGUGGUUGAUGUGGUUUUGAUAUUAAUAAUAACUUUCAACUUAUAUUUCAAGCUAAUUAACUAAUUAUUUUUCGAAUCUUUAAAAACAUAAAUAUCUGCAUGAUAAUUAAAAAUUGAUCAACGCGUUGCUUUUUUAAAAUAUUGAUAAACGAUUUGCCCUUUUUGAACACUGAAUUAACUCAAAUUGAUAAACACUAUUUUCAUAUUUUCAAUAUCAGUAAAUAAUUACUGUAACCCAGUUUUGUGCACAUGAAAACGAGAGCUAAUGCAAUAAAAUAAAAUGAUGUUUGAAAAUGAGUUAUGCAGGUUAUUUUGUUUUUACAUUGUAAAAAAUUAAUUGUUUGCCAUUAACUAGAUUAAAUUCAUGUGUUAAACUAUAUAUAAUAAAACAAACAAAG
Messenger RNA from Ruditapes philippinarum (Manila clam), 2272 nucleotides. RefSeq lists its product as uncharacterized. The record is from RefSeq and is a predicted model, not a curated record. The coding region runs from base 43 to 1638 and encodes 531 amino acids. The transcript is spliced from 8 exons. NCBI's taxonomy places the organism in Eukaryota, Metazoa, Mollusca, Bivalvia, Venerida, Veneridae.